Olea europaea var. sylvestris is the source of this 1593-nucleotide messenger RNA. Its product is annotated as tubby-like F-box protein 3. The transcript is spliced from 6 exons. The coding region runs from base 330 to 1421 and encodes 363 amino acids. Gene Ontology annotation, molecular function: protein binding. The record is from RefSeq and is a predicted model, not a curated record. Lineage: Eukaryota; Viridiplantae; Streptophyta; Magnoliopsida; Lamiales; Oleaceae.
UUUCCCUUUAUUACCUGUUGCCUUACAAUUCUAUAGACACUGUCGUCAUAUGCAUAUCUUUUGUAUGUAUACAUCACUCCAAACCCUAGCCCAACUCCCAUUUCCGUCAGCAUUCUUAUCAUUUAUCACAAACCUAAGAAAAAGCCCACCGACUGGGUUUCAAUUUCAAGAUCUUUUUAACUAUUCCUGUUCACCUUUCAAGCAGCAAGCAUAUAAAUGUGCCCAGAAUGGCAUACGAAUAAGCUAAUUGAACAGGAGGGUAUAAAGAUGGAAAUAUAGAUAUAGAUAUACAUACAUGCAGAGAAAAAAAGAAGAUAUAUAACAGGGAUAUGGAUGAAAUUGAGGGAGGGAAUUGCUAUUGGGCAAACAUGCCUUCAGAGCUAUUGAGGGAAGUGUUAAUGAAGAUAGAGGAUUCUGAAUCCAGUUGGCCCGCGAGAAAACACGUAGUGGCGUGUGCUGGCGUGUGUAAAAGCUGGAGGGAGAUAAUUAAGGAGUUGGUCAAAACCCUCGAGGUUUCUGGCAAAAUCACUUUUCCUAUAUCCAUUAAGCAGCCAGGUCCAAGGGUAUCUCCUGUCCAAUGUUUUGUAAAAAGGAAUCGCGCUACGCAAAUGCAUUAUCUUUACCUCAGCUUAAGUCAAGCUCUGGCUGAUGAUGGCAAGUUUCUUCUAGCUGCUCGUAGGUUUAGGCGCCCCUCGUUCACAGAAUACGUGAUUUCUCUACACCCUGACCAUAUGUUCAGGGCAAGCAGCCAUUAUAUAGGAAAAUUGAGAUCCAAUUUUCUGGGAAAUAAGUUUGUUGUAUACGAUGCUCUGCCUCCCCAUGCUGGAGCCAAAAUGCUCCGAUCUCGCUCCACGCAGAUGGUUGGCUUAAAACAAAUAUCUCCAAGAGUUCCUGCUGGCAACUAUCCAAUUGCCCAGAUCACAUAUGAGUUGAAUGUGCUGGGAGCCAGGAGUCCAAGACGAAUGCAUUGUAUCAUGGAUGCAAUUCCAGCUUCUGCCAUUAAACCUGGAGGUGUAGCUCCUACGCGGAUCGAUUUCCCCAUCAGCAAUUCAGAUUCCUUUCCAGCGAAUCCAUUUUUCCGGUCAAAGCCAAAUGGAUUGGAUAAAUCCCUGUCAAUGCCUUUGGAUAGCCAAAGAGAUGCAUCGCUCGUUUUGAGAAAUGAGGCUCCAAGAUGGAAUCAGCAGCUUCAUUGCUGGUGUUUGAACUUUCAUGGACGGGUGACAGUUGCAUCAGUGAAGAACUUUCAGUUGGUGGCUUCUCCGGAGAAUGGUUUGGUUGGGGCAGAAAACGAGAAGAUCCUCCUUCAGUUUGGGAAAGUUGGGAAAGAUGUGUUCACUAUGGACUAUUGCUAUCCGCUAUCGGCAUUCCAGGCAUUUGCCAUCUCUCUUAGCAGCUUUGAUACUAAAAGUACUCGUGAAUGAUACACAUUGAGUGGUAUAAAUCUAAUUCCCUUGUUCAUAAAAUGUCUUAGUCAAACAAAUGACAUUGUGCUGCCUUAAUUACCUUGUGGUAUGUGAUCAUAUGCCUAAUAAGUCGAAAAUAUACAGUUACGUGUUUUAUAAGUUGCCAUCUCGCGUUGUUCUUUUUUCUAAA